Geosmithia morbida is the source of this 1194-nucleotide messenger RNA. RefSeq names its product putative membrane protein YdjX, TVP38/TMEM64 family, SNARE-associated domain. Gene Ontology annotation, biological process: vesicle-mediated transport; mitotic spindle elongation. The transcript is spliced from 2 exons. The record is from RefSeq and is a predicted model, not a curated record. NCBI's taxonomy places the organism in Eukaryota, Fungi, Ascomycota, Sordariomycetes, Hypocreales, Bionectriaceae. Bases 1 to 1194 code for a protein of 397 amino acids. Gene Ontology annotation, cellular component: Golgi membrane.
AUGCCAGCCGAUUACCAGUCAACGGCCCAGGGCCUCUCCGUCUCCCCGUCACUAUCACGCUCGUCAUCACCACGAACAUGGACGCGUGGCGAGGACAACGACGACGAAGCUGACAGGAAUCCCAACAACCAGCGCCGCCUGUCGACCGCUCCGUUCCGAUCCGUCGCGCUGCCGACCGGGUCACAGUCAUCGUCCGAGUCCGUUGUGGAGCGUGCAUACGCGUACGCCCAGUGGGCCAACAACUAUAGCUGGGAGAUGUGGAAUCGGUCGACUCCGCUGCAGCGUGUGCUCGGCGGCCUGUCCGUCGCCAUUUUAUGUAUCCUGCUCAUCGUGGGAUGGAUCUUCAGCCACAGGGUGUUCGGGUGGCUGGGCGAGGUAUCGGAGUCAUGGCGCGCCCUCCCGGGCGGCUGGCUCAUCGUCUUCCUCCUGGUCUGCAUGACCUCUAUGCCGCCAAUGAUCGGAUACUCGACCGCUUGCACCAUCGGCGGCUUCGUGUACGGCUUCCCGCUCGGGUGGCCCAUCGUCGCGUCUGCCUGCGUUGUCGGCAGCCUGGCUUCCUUCAUGGCCUGCCGUACCAUCAUGAGUCGUCGCGUCCACCGCUUCAUAGGCUCCGACCCGCGCUUCGUCGCCCUGGGCGAGGUCCUCCGCCGCGAUGGCAUUCUCUACCUCACCGGCGUGAGGUUCUGUCCCCUCCCCUUUAGCAUCAGCAACGGCUUCCUCGCCACGUUGCCUAGCAUAACCCCCUUUUCCUUUGCCCUCUCAACUGCUAUUUCAAGUCCCAAACUUCUCGUCCACGUCUUCAUCGGUAGCCGUCUCGCCAUCCUGGCCGAGAGCGGCGACGACAUGUCCUUUGGCGACAGACUGAUCAACUACCUCGGAAUGGCUGCCGGCGGCGCCGUCGGCGUCGCUGUGGGAUGGAUCAUCUACAAGCGCACCAUGACCCGGGCCGCCGAGCUGGCCCGCGACAAUCUCACUGAGGAGGGUCGCGCUGGGGGCCUGUCUCCCUCUCACACUCUCCCGGCCGACUACGCCGAUCAGGAGGAAGGGCUUAUCGACCCGGAGGAUGCUGCCGCGCUCAUGUCUGACGAUGAUAUAUCCCUAUGGGAGACACCUGCUGCUGACCCAGUCGGUUAUGGCGACGAUUACAAUGAGGAUAGCAAGAAGAUCAAGCGCCAGAGGCAAGACUCUUGGUAG